AUGGAGCGGGGGAGGAAGGAACCCGAAGAUAUUGACGAGUGUGCUCCAGAUUACAUUGGUAAAGAUAAAUGUAGGCAACUGUGUAAUAAUACUGAUGGGUCGUUUACUUGUAGCUGUAGAAGUGGAUACAAAUUAAAUGCUGAUAAACAUACAUGUGAUGAUAUUGACGAAUGCUACUUUAACUACACAGUGUGUGGAAACAAAGAGAUAUGCGAAAACACAUUGGGGGCAUUCAAAUGCGUAUGUGUACCAGGGUAUAUUCGUGCUUCAGAAAACCAACCAUGUAAAAUACCAGGCAAGUUGGAAGAUUCAGUUAAUGUGAAGUGCAAUAGCUCACAAUGGGAUAUACGCAUGGAUAUUGACAUGUUAAAAACAAAUUACCCCGGCAUCAGACCACAAGACAUAUAUUUAGGAGAAUCGCAAUGCCACGGAAAUCUGGAAGGUUCAAUUCUAAAGUUCAUCUAUAAUAUCAGUAGCUGUAAAACAACAGAAAUGACAUCAGGCAUUACACACAUCUUUAGCAACAAAUUAUUUUAUGUCAUCUUUGACCCUGUAAUACCGUUCUUAAUUCGUCGACACAUAUGGACUUUUGCUGUAGAGUGUGAUUUUAUCAGAGGGGGAACUGGGACAUCACAUUUGCAUCAUGGAAUUGAAACACAUCAUGCAACAUACGUUCAACAUUAUAAUGUCACUCUGGAGCUUUUCAGUGAUCAACAUUUCCAGCAUCCUAUUAAUGGAGGAUCAGAAAAUGUCCACGUAGGAGAGGACGUGUACGUCAAGGUGUCUACGACCAUACCAGAUUGGAAUACAAAAAUGCGACUUAACACGUGUUUUACUAGACCAAAUAACAAUGCAACAAGAGAAAUGGAUGUUGUAUUGAUAAAUAAUGGUUGCGAGGUAGAUGGCAACACACACAUUAUUUCACAGUCAACACAUGAGACGAGAUUUGUUUUUCAAGAUUUCGAGUAUCUUACAAAUGAUGAAGGGCUAGACAUUUACUGUAACGCAACAUUUUGUGAUUCAAAGGAUUACUCGUCAGGUUGCGUACAGACCUGUCAUCAAGGCCCUUCAUUGAUCGGAUGACUGCUCUAAACUCAAAACAAAUGAAUGACACGGUUUUCUUGCUUUUUAACACCUUCCCCAAACACUCUACCAUUUUAUGUAUCUCUAAAUCAGUUUUGUAUUUUGAAUAUGAGUAAAAAGUAUUUGUUGUUGGAUGUUUAAAGCAACCCGUCUGCUCUAUUUUUUUCGCUACAGUUUAUUUUUGUUUUGGGCCUACUCUGCAAUGCAUGGCUCUGUUGCUGUGUUUGUGGUGCUCUAUGCUUCUGUGAAAUAUUCCCUUGCAUAUACAAAACAUGUAAACAUCCGUUUGCUCAUUUGUGUAAAAUAUGCUUUUCAUAGAUUCACAUUUGCCUUUGUCUGUGUAAAAUGUAUCAUAUAAAAUAUAUGUAUAUUUAAACAGUUCACGGAAUCUACUGUGAUAAAAUCAAGAUAUAUACUAUAAUUACGCAUUCGUCUAUAAGUACCUUGUAUGGUGUGCUAUAAUCAAGCAAUUACAUAUUGUCCUUGUUAUUUGUCAAAGGGUUGUCGUAUUGGCCCGAGGCCGUAGGCUAAUACGACAGCCCGAGGACAAAUAACUAGGUCAAUAUGAAAUCGCUUGAAUAAUAAUAAUAUUAUUAUUCAACUUUCGACUGUUGGCGGUAACAGUACAAGAACUCUGUGAAUUACCUUAUGGCAGCUAUGCGCUUUCAGGUGAAAAAUCUUGACAAGUUGUUCAGACUUAUUUUAGAAAUCAUAAUCAUUUUAGCCGGUAAAAUUGAAUGAAUUGUAUGUAGGUACUUGAGAAUAAUUUUGAAAGAUAUUUUUGCUGUGACAUAAUCAAGAGUAACUAGAACGUACCUUAUUUUUUGGAUUCCUAUUUAUUUUCUUUAGUGACUAAAUGAGUUAUCUUAUCAUUUGAACUGUGUUAAAACUGCUUUAAAAGUCAUUUCCUUUUAGGCUGCAGGCAACGAGACACAAAAUUGUACACAUAUGUGUUGAUCAAGAUAAUACAACCAACCAAGCACACAUUAUACACUCCCAUGCCUCGUUUAAUUCUUAUCCGAAAUUGUUUGCAGUUCACAACUGACACUCUUGUUCGCCAAUUUAUUCAUCCACUUUCCAGCAUUUGAAUCGCUAUUUAUCAUUGCACAAAUGGUCUACACUAUCAAAAUGUCUGUUAAAGAUAAGUCUCAUCCUUUUAAUUAAUCUGAGUUUCCGUAUUUUCUCAUUAUUUUCUUUGACAACUGCCAGAGUUUCUGACAGGAAACACUUGCAUUUUACACAAUACCGAAUAAGCGAAAGUAUCGUUGUAAUCUAUGAAGAGGUACACCCCGCUCAGUUAUACUUGAAUAUUACAUGAACAUGUUAGAUGAUUUUUUGUCAAAAUGUGAAAGAAAAAAUCUAUAAAUCUGAUGUAAAACAAAAUGGCGUCAUUUCAAAAUCUAACGGAAGUGACUUCUCCGUAUUAGCCUUCUCUUUUGAACCAAUCAAAAUGCUUGAAUUCCGUAUUGGCCCUGUUUUUCUCGUAUUGGCCCUGUUUUUCUCAUAUUGGCUCAGUUAUGUUUUGUAUUAGCUCUGUCUGUUUCAUAUGAUGUUUGCAAUAUGUCUAAUACAGUAUGUAAUAUUGUAAAAUUGAAUAAUAAUUAUGACUUUAGUAUAGCAACGGUUUCGGGCUAUUUGCUUAUUGUCAUUUCUAACGUACUGAAGAAUGCAUUCAAUGAGUUUAAGUGCAUAUAAACACAUGUCUUAUAUCUAAGGUUAUCGCUAGGCAGGAUUUAAAUUGGUCAUUAGAUAAAACUGUUUAUACAGGUGGUCUUAUGUAUGACGACGAUUGUUAAUAAGAUUGAUAUUAAAUUCUUUACUUAUCAGCUCGGAUCAGUGUGUGUUUUAUUGACAAGUAUGUCAAGAGCAUUUUUGAUUAUCUUUUUUUAUCAGUUUUAUCAGUGCUGAAAUUGGUUUUGGUGACAGCAUUGUAUAUAUGAACAUAGUUGCCGAUCAUCUUUGUUAAACAAAAGAAGAAUUCAGAACAUCAAGGUUAACUACAAUAAUUUAACAGAAAACAAAACAGAAAAAAAUACAUAUGAUGCAAAAGGAUUAUUUGAACUGCUUAUCAUUAUUGCCUUGUACUUUAAUAAAAAGAAUAGUGUUGAUUUUUAUACCACAGUCACACAUACGGCGCAGAUAGCUACGGAUAGAAACGUAGUAAUCCGUACCGUUCCGUACCUGAGCUGUACGGACUGGUACGGAUUGAUACGGGUUCUUUCUUUAAGGUACAGUUCCGGUACGGAUCGCUACGGAUCAAUACGGAUCACUACGUUUCUAUCUGUGACUAGACGUAGCUAUCCGCGCCGUAUGUGUGACUGUGGUAUUAAAGACAACUAUGUCACGGAAUAUGAACGAAAGGAAGAUCGCACUAUAUUGGAAUAGUAAAUUUUAUUUUAUGAUUAUUCUUCUGGUAUUGACCCGUGUACGAACGAUUACAAUGAGGGAUAUAGAUGGUAACGAUUUAUCAUUUAAUUUACAAUAGAUUAUGGGGUGCGUUUGUGUGCUUGUGAGUCUUAAGUGGUGCCCUACCGUGUAUAACUUGUAUCUUACUUGUCUGUUUUUCUGUGUUAGUUAGUUGGGUGUGGUUGUGUGUUUAUCUUUGAUACAUGAAUGCCUGUGCUAUUGUGUUUUACGUUGUAGUGUAGCUGAUAUAAGGAACCUAACAUUUCCUUUGUAUAUUCAUCCUUGCUCUACUUUCCCCUACCGCUUCCUUCCCAAAUACCCCCACCACUACCCCCUUUUUUACCCCUUACCACUCCCCCCCCCCCCUCUUUAUCUAUAUUUGGCCUGAAUUUACCCUUACCUAUUACCUUUUGUUAUUUCACCGCUAGUUCCACUAUAUAUCGUGUUACACAAUUUAAACAUUUCCUGUAUUCCAUAAUGGUUUGAUAAGUGACAACCUACCCGUAGGAUUAUUUUUCUAUGACAUAAAGUCUAUUCUGCUACAAUACAAAUCUAUUGAUAACAGCUUCGCAUAAAAGUGUCCCUUACAGGGGAAGAACAAAUAAAAAGAAAUGCGGAAAAUGGCAUGCAUUUACAACCAUAUAACAUUUAUGGUUAAAUUAUAUUUGUCAAAUUACAACCAUUCGCAUUCAAUAGGCAGUGACGAACUUCAGUAUGAAACAAUCCUUGAUGAUCAUGUGUACGAAACUAUUCAUACGUUUAUCAACAUGUGAAUACUGUAACCUUCCUUACACGGAGCUUGAAACUAUGAUUUGUUGAUUAAUUUGUAAAAAAGAUGUUUUCUUGAAACUGUUGAUUCACAUAGAUUAAAAACGUACAUGUCGUCGAAAAAUAAGAAAUUUUAACGGUAAUAUUCCUUCAGGUCAAGUUUCAGGUCAAGUUUCAAGUAUACAGCUAUUUCAGUAUUAUAAAUAAGAUCAAAUAUAUAGAGUAGUUAUUAAUAAAGUUAUUGCAAUUCGAAAACAGUUUUACUUCGAAAAUGAAACUGUCAAGUCAUUUGAGUAAGAGUAACUGUAUUUGUAGCAUAAACUGUAUUUGUAGCAUAACAAAUUAUUGAUAAACAUGUUCUUAGCUCAAUUAUUCUUGUUACGAUAAGACUUCCGAUUUUAGCAUUUUGGUUCGACAUUUUGAGCUUUCUAGAUUUACUUACGCUUUUUUUUUGGCUUGUGAUCAAAACCAUCUGUCUGACUAAGCAUGUUCAUGGACGGUAAAAGGAAUUCAAGCUUAGCUUAACGUCCACGUCAGAUCUCGUCUAGACCAAGGUUGAGGAGAAAUAAUGAUUUACUGAUAAAACAAGUAUAAACGUGUACUUUAUACAAGCACGCAGAUGUAUUCAUACGGCGAUGGUACUUCUAAGAUACACAGGGGGCAAUUCCAUAAAAAGCUGUGUAUAAUCAAUACUUCAAAAAGUUUUCAAAUGACAGCACUUUUUAUAUUUUACUGUUUAAAAACUAUUGAUAUAACAUUGCUGACAUGUCUUUCUAGUAAUGUUUACCUACAUUUUUUCUUUGAAUGUUACCUGCAAUUAUUUAACAUGUAAUUCAACUAAACAUUUUUACAUUGGUUCUGUAUUUUUUAUUGAAAAUUUUGAUGUUCAAUUCGUUCAGGCGCGAUAAUUACAUCCAUGCUUCUAAGUGACAACAUACCGCCAUUUUAACGACGUCCGUUUAUAGUCAGGCAGAACGUCUCUUAGAUGAGCUCGCCCUUGUUCCGUCUGGUGAACAGAAUGGCCGAGAACCUGAUUAUAAUGUUAAAUGUAAUAUAUAUAUGCAAUUUAUAAUAUAAUCUUGUUUACCAAUGGAAAAUAUAUAAAAAUGAAACUUAAACGCUAGUACAUGAUCACUGAAGUAUUUCAUUUCCUAAUAAUUCAACCAGUGAUAGGGGACACAUCGAAUAGGAGUUUAUUUAUGACAAACUUUCUGUGCCUAUACCACUGACAACGGAGCCAGAACAAUUUAUGAUCAAUAUUCUAUAAGAAUAUCUAUUUAGCAGUCAUGCAAAUUAAAGUUUAAUGUGACCGAAUGCAAUAAAUAUACUUAAUUAAUGUGCCUUGCUUCGUGCUGAUCAAUUUAUGAAUAAAGGCCAACAUGUGUCACUAUUUCUUAUAAGUCGGCUAACUGAUAAAUAAUCUUUUUUUGAUCGCAUUAAGCAAACCAAUGGCGUCCUCUUUUUGUUUUCAUUGCAGAACUGUGCCAUUUUCUUGCAUGAAACGGUGAAAAAACACUUUGUAUCUCUUACUACGUGACGCAAGAAAAUGGCUUCUACUAUCGGCAAUAAUUUAUAUUAUUUUAUAUCGCGUUACCGUAAAAUUAGCUUUUCGGCUGGCCAACCUUCGAGGUAAUAGUUUCUACAUAAAUAUACUCAACAAAACAACUAACACACCACAAGUUGUUUUACCAGUAUCUAAAAAAUUACUGAAAUAAUUUUGCUUGAAAUUUUAAGUACAUUUAUAAAAAUAUUUUUAUAAAAUCAUUAAAUAUAAUAGUUUAAAAAAUUAAACUUGUGCCAUCAAAAACAUACUCACCCAUUAUAUCAAUUCAGCCAAAAGUCAGAUAGACUCAGUAAAAUAUCAAGAAUUUAUAUAGUAACAAUAACAUAACGGAGCCCCAACGACGAUCACUGAGCAAACACGACCGUUAUGAUUACUGCAAAAAUACUGAAUUUGAACCUUAAGAACGGCGCGUUUCGUAAGACUGGCUUGCUCCACCCUCCACUGACAGAACUUUCCGCCACAAUAAUUUUUUUAACAAAUUUACCCCCCAAAAUUCUGCGUAGAAACCAAAAUGAGGUAAAUGAUUACUAAAUGAACA
Messenger RNA from Mercenaria mercenaria, 6359 nucleotides. Its product is annotated as oncoprotein-induced transcript 3 protein-like. Bases 1 to 1083 code for a protein of 360 amino acids. NCBI's taxonomy places the organism in Eukaryota, Metazoa, Mollusca, Bivalvia, Venerida, Veneridae. Gene Ontology annotation, cellular component: cell surface. The transcript is spliced from 6 exons. The record is from RefSeq and is a predicted model, not a curated record. Gene Ontology annotation, molecular function: calcium ion binding.